AUGUCAAAAAGAAAGCGAUCUGAAGCCUCACGGGACAUCAUGAACAAAUUAACUUGCCCUAUCUGUGUCGACUAUUUUAGUAAGCCCACAUAUCAAUGUUCAAAAGGCCACUCAAUCUGUGCUGGCUGCUAUCAAAAUUUAUCAAGACUGAACCCAAUCUGCCCUCUUUGCCGAAUUCGAUAUCCACCAACUCCAAUUCGUAAUUUCCUUCUUGAGUCCAUGCUUGAAACCUACCCCAGCUCUUGCAAAUAUGCAAAAGACGGCUGCAAGGAGACAUUAAAUCUCUCCAAUCGGCAUGACCAUGAAAAAUCCUGCCCAUUUGACAAAGAGGUGAAUUGCCCAGUUUUUAACUUUAUCGCUAACGAGAACACACCACCUGAUAUGUGUAAGUGAAGAAAUAGCAUCGAUAAAUUAAUUGAACACUUUCAAUCUGAUCAUAAUUUAAAUCCUGAAGAAAAUUCUCAAAGUUCAGUUACCUUAAAUUGAGGAAAAACAUUAAAUUCAGAUUUUAUGUACCGAAAAAAGCUUGUAGUAAUUAAGGAAAAAUAUGUGCUGGUAACGCUUUCGCAUUUAUUUGAGGCCUAUGAGCUUGGAGUUAUGGUACUGACUUUAAAUAAGAGGUGCGAUGUUAAUGUAAAAAUUAAAAGUGGGGAAAUGUUUUAUAAGAUGGUUAAACCAUGCUUUGGGAUGAAAUCUGUUGUGGGAGAUGUAUGCAUUUUUACGUUGGGAACUGUUGAAUUGCUUGUUUUAGAGGAUAAACUUGAAUUGAUAACAAAGAUUUCAAUUGAUUAA
Molecule: messenger RNA, 792 nt
Organism: Blepharisma stoltei
Lineage: Eukaryota; Ciliophora; Heterotrichea; Heterotrichida; Blepharismidae
Source: the annotation of a GenBank genome assembly